AAGAAAUCUGAAUAUGUUCUUUUUUCAAAACAUAAACGCUAACUUCAUGGCCAAAGGAUAUAAUGUAAUAUUCUUUUGGCAUCAAAGAUUCUCAUUCUCCUAAACUUUACCUAUAAAUACCAUUCUCUCACUUUGUAUCAAAUCCAAGCCAAAAACCAAUUUUGAGAGCACUUUGAGAUACCCAUUUGGCUUCUUUUUCUUGUGACCAAGUUUUUUCUUUCUGGGUUAUUGAAAAUUUUCACAUUCUCUUUCUCACCUUUCAUAGAAAAAAAUGUCUAACAUUGUUAUUGUCUUCGACUUUGACAAAACCAUCAUUGAUUGUGACAGUGAUAACUGGUUGAUUGAUGAAUUGGGUUUCACUGAUUUGUUCAAUCAACUCCUUCCCACAAUGCCAUGGAAUUCUGUCAUGGACAAAAUGAUGAUGGAGUUUCAUGCAAAUGGUGUAACAAUUGAAGAGAUUGAAAAGGUUCUUCAUAGGAUUCCAAUUCAUCACAGAAUAAUACCUGCAAUUAAAGCAGCUUAUGCUUUAGGGUGUGAUUUGAGGGUUGUGAGUGAUGCUAAUAUGUUUUACAUUGAAACUAUUUUGAAGCAUUUGGGAAUUAGUGAAUAUUUUUCAGAGAUUAACACUAAUCCAGGUUAUGUUAAUGAAGAAGGAAGGGUUAGAAUUUCACCUUACCAUGACUUCAACAAAUGUUCACAUGGUUGCACUCUUUGCCCUCCAAACAUGUGCAAGGGUUUAAUCAUUGAUAGAAUUCAAAAUACAAUUUCUGAAGUGGAUAAGAAGAGGUUCAUCUACCUUGGUGAUGGUGCUGGUGAUUAUUGUCCUAGUUUGAGGCUUAGAGAAAGAGACUUUGUGAUGCCAAGGAAGAAUUUUCCAGUGUGGGAUUUGAUAUGCAAAGAUCCUUUACUUAUUAAGGCUGAAAUUAAUGGUUGGAGUGAUGGAGAAGAGUUGGAACAAGUUUUGUUGCACUUGAUCAAUAAAAUUAUGAUGGAGGAACAUGUUCAAUUCAUUUCAACUGAUUGCAAGUUGCAAACUCUAUCUAUUCCUGUGCUUGAAUCAUUGCCUAAAGCUCUCUCAGUUAGGCCAUAAAUUUUUAGGGUCAUUGCAAAUGUAUCUAGGCUUUUUUUUGGUCCUUAAAGUGACUUUAAUAAACUUUUUCUUGGAAUUGGUCUAUGAUGGGAAAAUACAAUGUCUAUCUAAGACAAUUACCAAUUUGCCCUACAUCUUGUAGAUUAUUUAGUUUAACAGCUAAUUGCUAUGUAAAACUUUAUAAAAUAUUGGUCUAUGGUUUGA
Trifolium pratense (red clover) is the source of this 1294-nucleotide messenger RNA. RefSeq names its product inorganic pyrophosphatase 1-like. NCBI's taxonomy places the organism in Eukaryota, Viridiplantae, Streptophyta, Magnoliopsida, Fabales, Fabaceae. Gene Ontology annotation, molecular function: phosphatase activity. The record is from RefSeq and is a predicted model, not a curated record. Bases 272 to 1090 code for a protein of 272 amino acids. The transcript has 3 exons.